Messenger RNA from Ceratitis capitata (Mediterranean fruit fly), 1213 nucleotides. RefSeq lists its product as uncharacterized. The record is from RefSeq and is a predicted model, not a curated record. The transcript is spliced from 6 exons. The coding region runs from base 280 to 1182 and encodes 300 amino acids. Lineage: Eukaryota; Metazoa; Arthropoda; Insecta; Diptera; Tephritidae.
AUUCUAUUUACACAAAAAAAAUAUAUAUAUUUGGAUGGUUUUCAUGCAUACAUAGACAAAGCUGAAUGUACUCACGUUUGCGAAAGAGCGCUCAUAAGUCCAUAUCUUCCGAUUACCAUUCGAAAUGAAAUUCCGCACACGUUUCAACGGCUAACUACGGAACUGUAUUAUGCAGCUCUCAUUAAAUUUAUUUGGGUAUAAAAACACUGAAGUCAACUGCAUGAGACACAGACGCUUUAAAAGUUUAACAAAGCAAUACCCAAAACUUAAAUCACUAAAAUGGCCAAAUUCAUCAUUGUGCUCUGCGCCUUCAUCGCUUGCGCCGCCGCCAAGCCACAGUGGGUUGCUCCAUUCGCCGCUCCAUUGGCUGCUGCUGCUCCUGUCGUCGCCUCUGUGCCAGCCGCUUAUGCCGCAGCUCCUAUCGCCUACGCUAAUGCUCAUUUGGAUGCCGCUUACGCUAGCAGCUCAGUCGAUCUUAGACAAAGCUACGGUGCUGCUGUGGUGCCCGCUGGUUACGCCGCUCCAGCUGUCUACUCCGCUGCGGUUGCACCAGUUGCGCCUUUGAAAUACACCGCUGCUGCUCCAGUUUUGUUGCUGCGCGAUUUGGAAUAUCAGGAUCUCUCCACAACGUUCACCAAAGAGGAGCGGCCAAAGGAGCGGCAGCAUAGUGUGACAAAACUGGAGCAGCGAAAGGUGAAGCGGCGUAAGAGGCAGCAGCCAAUGAUGGUGCAGCGAAAGGAGCAGCAGCAGCAUAACGCGCAACAACAGGGGCGGCUACUGGAGCGGCAGCAACAACAGGAGCAGCGGCGAUACCAUUUAACAAACAUUCAAUACUAUCCGCUGAAGCAACCCCAAAAAAAAAAUUUCAAAAUGUUCAAAAUCACCGUUGUACUCUUCGCUCUCAUCGCUUGCGCUGCUGCUAAGCCUGGUGUUCUUGCUGCUGCUCCUUUAGCUUAUGCUGCUCCAGCCGCCGUUGUCGCCGCUCCAGCUCCCGUUGUGACUGCCACCAGCAGCCAAGUGAUCGCCCGUAACUACAAUGGCAUUGCUGCUGCCCCCGUUGUUGCCGACGCCCCAGUUGUUGCUCGCUAUGCUGCCGCUGCUCCCGUUAUCGCUCAAUACUCCGCCGUCCCAGUUGCCGCUGCUCUUUCUGCGCAUUAUUCCGCUGCUCCUCUUCUUUGGUAAAAGAAACGGAAUUAAUGAUGGAUGACUCUUU